Messenger RNA from Procambarus clarkii (red swamp crayfish), 1938 nucleotides. The record is from RefSeq and is a predicted model, not a curated record. Lineage: Eukaryota; Metazoa; Arthropoda; Malacostraca; Decapoda; Cambaridae.
AUGGAUUUGACAUAUAAGUCUGACGGCUGGUAUUGUUUUCCCUUCGUGUAUCGCAAGUGCUUGUCAAGUCUUUUCCUCAGUGUCGCGACGACACCCGGUGCAUUGUUACCGGCUGUCAGGCAGGCUGAGGAGUGCCAGUUACAGGCUGAGGUGUGCCAGUUACAGGCUGAGGUGUGCCAGUUACAGGCUGAGGAGUGCCAGUUACAGGCUGAGGUGUGCCAGUUACAGGCUGAGGAGUGCCAGUUACAGGCUGAGGUGUGCCAGUUACAGGCUGAGGUGGGCCAGUUACAGGCUGAGGUGCGCCAGUUACAGGCUGAGGAGUGCCAGUUACAGGCUGAGGUGUUCCAGUUACAAGCUGUGGAGUGCCAGUUACAGGCUGAGGAGUGCCAGUUACAGGCUGAGGUGUGCCAGUUACAGGCUGAGGUGUGCCAGUUACAGGCUGAGGAGUGCCAGUUACAGGCUGAGGUGUUCCAGUUACAGGCUGAGGAGUGCCAGUUACAGGCUGAGGAGUGCCAGUUACAGGCUGAGGUGUUCCAGUUACAGGCUGAGGAGUGCCAGUUACAGGCUGAGGUGUGCCAGUUACAGGCUGAGGAGUGCCAGUUACAGGCUGAUGAGUGCCAGUUACAGGCUGAGGAGUGCCAGUUACAGGCUGAGGAGUGCCAGUUACAAGCUGAGGAGUGCCAGUUACAAGCUGAGGAGUGCCAGUUACAAGCUGAGGAGUGCCAGUUACAAGCACACCUCAGAUCAUCUCAUCAUAAUCAGGCAACAGCGACAAGACAUUACCACACAUGUAGCAAUUGCAAGUUACCUCGCAGUCCACGUGGUGGUGCUCAACCUCCCAGUGCUCAACCUGUCAGUGCUCAACCUGCCAGUGCUCAACCUCCCAGUGCUCAACCUCCCAGUGCUCAACCUCCCAGUGCUCAGCCCCCCAGUGCUCAACCUCCCAGUGCUCAACCACCCAGUGCUCAACCUCCCAGUGCUCAACCUCCCAGUGCUCAACCUCCCAGUGCUCAACCUGCCAGUGCUCAACCUCUCAGUGCUCAACCUGUCAGUGCUCAACCUACCAGUGCUCAAUCACCCAGUGCUCAACCUGCCAGUGCUCAACCUGUCAGUGCUCAACCUCCCAGUGCUCAACCACCCAGUGCUCAACCUGUCAGUGCUCAACCUGCCAGUGCUCAACCUGUCAGUGCUCAACCUGCCAGUGCUCAACCUCCCAGUGCUCAACCUCCCAGUGCUCAACCACCCAGUGCUCAACCUCUCAGUGCUCAACCUGCCAGUGCUCAACCUGCCAGUGCUCAACCUCCCAGUGCUCAACCUGUCAGUGCUCAACCUGCCAGUGCUCAACCUGCCAGUGCUCAACCUGCCAGUGCUCAACCUGCCAGUGCUCAACCUGCCAGUGCUCAACCUCCCAGUGCUCAACCUGCCAGUGCUCAACCUGCCAGUGCUCAACCACCCAGUGCUCAACCACCCAGUGCUCAACCUGCCAGUGUUCAACCACCCAGUGCUCAACCUGUCAGUGCUCAACCACCCAGUGCUCAACCUGCCAGUGCUCAACCUGCCAGUGCUCAACCUGCCAGUGCUCAACCUGCCAGUGUUCAACCACCCAGUGCUCAACCUGCCAGUGUUCAACCACCCAGUGCUCAACCUGCCAGUGUUCAACCACCCAGUGCUCAACCUGCCAGUGCUCAACCUGCCAGUGCUCAACCUCCCAGUGCUCAACCUGCCAGUGCUCAACCUGCCAGUGCUCAACCUCCCAGUGCUCAACCUCCCAGUGCUCAACCUGCCAGUGCUCAACCUGCCAGUGUUCAACCACCCAGUGCUCAACCUGCCAGUGCUCAACCUCUCAGUGCUCAACCCGCCAGUACUGGUGAGGGACUGGUGCUGGUGGGGGUACUGGUGGAGGUACUGGUGGUGGUGGAGGUACUGGUAGUGGUGGUG